Molecule: messenger RNA, 829 nt
Organism: Megalopta genalis
Lineage: Eukaryota; Metazoa; Arthropoda; Insecta; Hymenoptera; Halictidae
Gene: SsRbeta
Product: signal sequence receptor beta
Cellular component (GO): endoplasmic reticulum; membrane
Source: RefSeq, a predicted model, not a curated record
AUUUUACAAGAUAUUUGUCAAGCAAAUUCGAAUUUAUGUUCAAUGUGUUUAAGUGAUAAAUCAAGAAAAUACUUCUCCGAAUGAGAUAAAGUAGUAUUUUUUAGCGAAUAAACAUGAAGUGGCACAUAGCAUUUGCAGCAUUUGCUGCUUUAAUCCUGACCAUACACGCCGAAGAAGAAGAAGAAGCUGCAAGAUUGUUAGUAUCGAAGCAGCUACUUAACAAAUACCUCGUCGAGAAUAUGGACAUUGUGAUCAAGUACACAGUACAUAAUGUUGGAAACUCUGCUGCAUUGGAAGUAGAAAUUACAGACAACUCUUUCCAUCCCGAUCAUUUUACUCAUGUGAGUGGGGAAUUGAAUGCUAGAAUAGACCGUGUUCCACCUUACACGAAUGUCAGCCACACUGUUGUUGUAAGGCCACGUAAAUAUGGAUAUUUCAACUUCACAUCUGCGGAGAUUUUGUAUAAAACUAAGGAAGAUGCACCCAGAUUACAAUUUGCUUUGAGCAGUGAACCUGGCGAAGCAAUAAUUGUAUCUUUCAGAGAUUAUGAUAAACAAUUUUCUUCUCAUGUGAUUGAUUGGGCUGCAUUUGCUGUGAUGACAUUACCUUCGUUGGCUAGUCCCUUUAUGCUAUGGUAUUCUAGUAAAAGUAAAUAUGAAAAGUUAUUAAAAACAUCAAAAAAGCAUUAAUUAUGUAGAUUCCUAUUAAGUUAUUCGAAGGAGGUUGCUUUUUCACACAUUUGUAAGAAAAACCAGACUGUUCCGUCUUGUACAUCUAAUUUUAUAAUAAAUAUUAUCUCUAAAGAAAUAUAACACCAGUGUUCAAAUCA